Molecule: messenger RNA, 5669 nt
Organism: Xyrichtys novacula (pearly razorfish)
Lineage: Eukaryota; Metazoa; Chordata; Actinopteri; Labriformes; Labridae
Source: the annotation of a GenBank genome assembly
GCUUUUAUUUUGAAGGCGGCCCUGCGGUCAUACCUGUGUGACAGCCAGCAGGUUACAGCCCGUCUGAGUCUACGUGGAUAAACUGGACUUCGACGUCGAAAAGGAGGGAAGUUGAUUGACUACAGUACUUUAAAGUUGUCUCUCCAUCGAGCCGGACAGUGUGUGAGUCGGGUCGGCCGCACAGAAUGACUGACCUGGUCGUCUCCGUGGCGGUGCUGGGGGCUGCGGUGCUCCUCAGUGAGGUGCUCCGCCGGACAGCAGCGAGGUUUUCCCCCGGAGAGUACUGGACUUACCUGUUAGAGGCGGCAUCCACCUUCCAGCUCUGCUGCUGCACUCAUGAACUGAAGCUGCUGGGAGAGACGGCCGGGCUGGAGCUGCCUGUCGGCCUGACUCUCACCUACUUCAUGACCGUGGUCCACUUGAUGACUUUCAACGGAGCGUCGUGUAAUCCCAGCGGGGCUUUGGAGAGUGUUUGCCGGGGAACCAGCACCAUCCGGGCUGCUCUUGUCAUCAUAGCCUGCCAGUUCGGAGCUGCGGUCGCGGCGCAGUAUUUCGCAGCCUCCGUGUGGACUCUGGGUCUGUCCGACGUCCACAUCAGACAUCAGAGAUUCGGGUUCAGAUGCUUUGACCCCAUCAGUGGGACCUUACUGGAGGCCGCAGCCGUGGAGAUGGCCUGCGCCUUCACGAUCCAGGCUGCAGCCAUGCAUGUUCACAAAGUGGACGAAAAACUUCGAGUUCACUUCAUCGCUGCAGUCAUCACCGGCCUGGUUUAUGCAGGUGAGUGAAUUAAAGACGUUUUAAGGUGGUAAGGGUUGAAGUAAAGGUCAUUAGAUUGGAUUGGACAUCCACACGCACUCAAAGUAGGGGAGAGUGGGGUAAGUUGAGCCAAAGGGUAAGUUGAGCCACCUCCUGUUGCUUGAAAAUGGUAAAAGAAAUUGAUCAUGUGACCAAAUAUUUAGGAGAUGGACAUCAAUUCAUGGAGUCUGUGAAGGUCAGAAGCACAUGGGUGAAGGGGUUAGACAUUUAUUUCCAAAAAAAAAAAAAAAACAUUUUUCACUCUUGAAAGUGAAUUUAGUCUGUCACAAGUUUUAAUAGAAUUGUGUUCAGACCAAAAAAAUCUUUUUAAAUCUGUUUUAUACAUCAAUUGUGGUAUCUGUGAGCUACAACAUGAAGUCAAAAACCGAGUGUAAAAGUCCACCAUGUUAGCUUAGAGGACUAAUAAAGUCAUUAUAGUAGUUCAGGGGUAAACUGAGUAGUAGGGAUAGGCUCAAUUUACCCCGCUCCUAUGACCAUAGGAGACCACUUUUUUUGGCAUGCUAUAUUAUCAAGACAGUUAUGUUUACACUCAUUCUGUUGGUUUGCAGGGAUGCACAACAUCAUAUGCAGAUACACUAGUUAGAGACAAAACUAUGAUUGCCUUGAUGUAGUGAUCUGAAAUGUGAAAAAAUGGCUCAUCGUACCCCACUCUCACCCUUUGCCAUCCUGGAGAUGGAAAGAAAUGACAGUAAUUUUAGUAAUUUUAAAAUAAUGUAAGCACUGCAGCUGUUAUUUUCAAUGAGAGACCUGUCCGUCUAAGUCAGUUUUUAAGAUUUAUUCUUAAAUAAAAAAUAUAAAAAAAGGUUUUUGAACAUAAAAAACGAUUUAAAAAUUGUAAAACAGAAAAUGGCGAUACUUAUGUGAAUCGAUUUUUUCUCCCACCCCUACUUGCUAGCCUUCAUGUUGUUUGUUUUGUGCUCUUUUUUGUUACUCUUUUUAGUAUAUUUUAUUUUCAUUUUUUAGUAUACUUUAACACUUCAUCAUUGUUUUAUUUCCUUUUAUUUUUUAUAUCUUGUCAUGGUUUUAUCAGUUUAGCUUCAGCUCCAGUGUUCCCCCAUUUUAGAUAGCAUUUCCUAGGCCCUCUGUGGCUUCCUGUUGAGCCCUGACUUGACUUGGUGUCCCGAUGGUUGUGUGUGUGUGUGUGUGUGUGUGUGUGUGUGUGUGUGUGUGUGUGUGUGUGUGUGUGUGUGUGUGUGUGUGUGUGUGUGUGUGGGUGGAGUUUGUAUUCUAUAUUUUUUUUUAUCCCCUGUGUAUGUGUACAGCACUUUGUGAUACAAGCCAUGUAUGAAAAGUGCUUUAUAAAUAAGGUGAUUGAUUGAUUGAUUGUUUUAUUUAUGAGAUAAUUCAGAGGAGCAGCCUGCAGCUGCCUGAACUAAAAUGAGGGAUGGGGAGCAUUCUUCAAAUUUAUACUUUCACAUAACCUCUAGAGAAAAGUGCAGCAUCUUUUAUCAGCACCACACUAGUCUAAGUCCCAGUUCUCUGAAGCAAUUGUGCAAGAAACCAAGUCUGCUAUAAAGACAGGCUGGCUGAGACAGCUUGAAGGUGUUGAGUGUUAAGAUCUACAAAACGCUUCUUCUAAGUUUGGACUCAGUUUUAUGGGGUAAGAAUAUUUUUGUUUUAAAAUGAGUUAGAUGGUCCUUAACUCUCUGUUUCUCUUUGUGCAGGAGGAAGUAUCUCAGGAGCCAUUUUUAACCCGGUCCUGGCCUUCUCGGUCCAGUUCCCCUGCAGUGGUCAUACUUAUCCGGAGUAUUGUUUUGUGUACUGGCUUGGACCGUUCUUGGGUAAGGAGGGAGACUGGCUAUUUCCCUUACUUUCAGUCGUAAUACCAAACUUAAUCAACCAGUUUGUGGUUGUAGCCCUGUCUUCAAAUAUACUGUAUGUCCUCUGUUAAUGUCGGGUUUUUAAGCAUUUGUCCUCUCUUUAAACAUGUCUCAGGUAUGGCGAGCUGCAUCCUGCUGUUUGAGAAGAUCGUACCUUUCCUCUCAGGGAAGAGCACCAUCGGACUGGAUGUCCCUGCUGCCCCGAAACAGAAGACCCAGUAGGGGUAACACAAGGACGCGCCAAAUCACUCUUCCAUCAGUGUGUGGGUGUUUCAAAGUCUUUUUUUCUCGCGUGUGUCCUUUCAAGUGUUCGUAAGUGUGCCAAAGCCCAAAGAGUGAAUUUUGACUCUGAGUGAUGCACAUGCUGCGUGUUCAGUGCUGCUUUACCUUCAAUCAAUAAGUCCAAGUGUUCAGUAAACACAGAAGACAAACAAGCUAAGCUAACACAAUCAUGAAUGUAAGAAUGCAAAUUGUUUGUUCACUUGUAAACUAACAGCACAAAGUAGGGCAAAGUUUAGAUACGGGACAUUUUUGGGAUGUUUUCUUGUUAUUGAUGCAAAGUGAGGUUGAGGAAUGAUUGGUGUGAGGAAAACAGUCAAUAACUGGACACAUAGCUCUUCAGAAGCCUUCUGCUCAAACUCAAGACAGCUAUUAAGUUCAUGGUGAAAAAACAGCUUUUUGUAACUUAUAUUUUGUGAAUCAUCAGGGGCAGCACAGAGACAUAGAAACUGAUAUAGUUAGGAUCGAUAAAUCAGUCAGACUGUAUUUGUACUAAAAUUUUCAUCACUGAAUGUCGCACCAAGUGCUUUACAUGAAAUGAAGAUCAUAAAAAUCAACCAAAACUACACAAGCAAAGCAAACAAACAACCAAUAAAACAAUCAAACAUGAUAAAGCACAUGAGGGACUGAGGACAUGCUAUCAUGAGUCCAUAAAAACGAAACUCCAGAGGUCAAGAUAGCAGAUUGAGAAUGCAAUGAAUAGAAUAAUAAAACUCUAAAAACUGAAUAAGUAAAUGAAAAAAGAAACCAAAGAUAUAAAAAAACACUUCAAGAUAAACACUAAUAAAACAAUCGGCAUGACAGACUGAAACUUAGAUAAAUAAGUACAUGAUAAACUCAGGUAAGAGUGAAACUAAAAGGGCAGGUCUUGAUAGUAUUAAGUGAUAAUAGCAAAUCUGAUAAUUAGGUCAGUACAAGACCGUGAAGAGCUCUAAUAACCCAGAAAAGAACCAGGAUACAGGAAGCUAAUGCAGAGACUUUCAAUCAGUGUGAUGUGGUUUACAGCAACUGAGGUUGGAGGAUGUACUCUUUAGGAUCUGAUAAGUCAUUGCACUUUAUAUUGUAAGUGUAAAAUUAAACUGUGAUAAAAGCACAUUUUCUCCAAUGAAGGCCUCAUAUAUGCAGAAAAGAACAUACUCUUUGUUUUUUAUAACACUGUGUAUAUAUACAGAUAGAUAUUGCAGCGUCAUGUGUUCCCAAAAUGGUGCAGAGCUGAUGUGAACCAUCAUGAAAAACUGAUCGGGUGUAAAGAGCGAGAUCAGCACUUUGACUGAUCCUUGAAACACAGAAAACUCAACCCAAGCUUUUUAUUUUUUUGGUGAAUACUAAAGAAUCUUCCACAGAGUAAUGUUAUUUUUUCCUAGUGAUUAUGACAGGAGAGGGACUAAAGCCUUUAUAAUAAAGGUAUGGUGCGAAAUUAAGGUUUCAGCGUUGUAAAGAAAUAGAGAUAAUUCGUAUCUCUGACUUACUCAGUACAUGAGUUAAGAUUCAACCUCCCAGUUAUGGCUGACCGUAGGCUGUUAUUGCGCAGCAGGAAUUAAAUGCAGCAUUAGAGCCACGUAAAGGAUGAGAUUGUGAGAAUGUAGAUGUAAUUUUAUGAGGAUAAAAUAUAAAUUAAAGUUGUAAAUUUAUAAGAAUACAGCAGUUUUAUCAUUGUUAAGCUUUAAUGUAAUGAGAGAAGAGUUGUUUAAACAGGCAACAACAAGUAAUCUAUAUGAGAAACUACUUUAAGACUAGAUUAUCUUCAACUUUGGCUAUAUUCUUGUAAGUUUGUGACUAAAUUCUCAUAAAUUUACAACUUCUUGUAAUAACGUGACUGAAUUCUUGAAUUCAUAUGACCCUUCCUUAAUGGGGCUCUAAUCUUCUAUCACAUACCUAGUUAUCUACACUGAACAGAUGAAAUAAAGAGUAGAGCUGUAGUUUCUCUAAACAUGUCUGCAGACAUUUCGCCUAAAGCCGUCUCAUACUAAUAACUCAGGAGGUUUUGAAUGGACAGAAUAAAAGAUGCUCUUUCGUAAAUGUAUUAAGAAUAAUCAGAUUUUGAAGUUUCUCGUGUCAAACUCAUUCAUGGUCAGUAAUCAACCAUGGAAACAUUGCUAAAAGGAACUACUCAUAAUGAACUCAGCGUUAUUUCAACUGUGACAAUUUUCCAAGAUGUGAAGAAGUGUGAGCAGAAAAACAAGUCAAAUUCUAGCUUCUAAAUGUUGAAUAAUCCAAAGAUUUUUAAAGGGGUUAUGUGCAAAACUUAUGAGAGGGUAUGUUCUUGACAUAGUGAAAGAAAACUGCACAAGGUUUGGUGGUUUGUUCUGUUUCAGCUGAUUUGAUUCGGGCAUUUGCAAAGCCCUGUAUGUUCACAUGUCUAUAAUCGCACAAAAACACAAGACUACUGUGGAGAAAGUGGAUUUUCAUGUCGGACACGGUGAUGCUCUUCAGUUUUUGCCUUUUUCUCCAAAGUUUUGACCAAAGCUGGAUCUUUACAUUUCCUGUAUGAAUCAUGUUUUCUUAUGUGUUGAUGAAGCUGAUUAUUUACUCAUUUUUCCUCUCUGUUGAAUCUUCACAACAUCAAUUUCUCUGUGAACCAAGAACCGCAUUUUACAACUUAAAUACCUCUAAAUAUGCGUUUUGUCUGAUAGUACUACAUGUAUGAUCUCUUGAAAAAUAUACAAUAUGUUUUCAGAUGAUAUUAUAGUGUGUGAAUUCAUAUUUAAUGUGCUACAUGAAAUGUUUUUAAUAAAAAUUAAUACUUGAAUAAGA